CUUGAUUCCCCACUUCACCUCCGUCUCCACCUUUCGUGGUGCCUCUACCCAUUUCUCACUCCCUGCUUCUCCUGCCUUUCCUCCCUGCUUUUCCUCCCUGCCUUUCCUCUCUCACGUGCCUCCAGACCUGCCCCCGACGUGCUCCCUCCUUCCCCUCAGCCUGGCCACCCCAGAGUCUCCCACUCCCAAUCGUGUGUCCACCUCCUGCUCCCACAGACGACUUGGAAGCUGGUGACAGGGAGCAUGUGACUCGGACAGAGGGGGAAGACGGUGGGGCCUCCCCACCUGCCCCGCAGAAGAUGCAGUUCUUCGGCCGCCUGGUCAAUACCCUCAGUGGCGUCACCAACUUGUUCUCUAACCCAUUCCGGGUGAAGGAGGUGGCUGUGGCCGACUAUACCUCGAGUGACCGAGUUCGGGAGGAAGGGCAGCUGAUUCUGUUCCAGAACACUCCCAACCGCACCUGGGACUGCGUCCUGGUCAACCCCAGGAACUCACAGAGUGGAUUCCGACUCUUCCAGCUGGAGUUGGAGGCUGACGCCCUGGUGAAUUUCCGGCAGUAUUCUUCCCAGCUGCUACCCUUCUAUGAGAGCUCCCCUCAGGUCCUGCACACUGAGGUCCUGCAGCACCUGACCGACCUCAUCCGUAACCACCCCAGCUGGUCAGUGGCCCACCUGGCCGUGGAGCUAGGGAUCCGCGAGUGCUUCCAUCACAGCCGUAUCAUCAGCUGUGCCAAUUGCACGGAGAACGAGGAGGGCUGCACACCACUGCACCUGGCCUGCCGCAAGGGUGAUGGGGAGAUCCUGGUGGAGCUGGUGCAGUACUGCCACGCUCAGAUGGAUGUCACCGACUACAAGGGAGAGACCGUCUUCCAUUAUGCUGUCCAGGGUGACAAUUCUCAGGUGCUGCAGCUCCUUGGAAAGAACGCAGUGGCUGGCCUGAACCAGGUGAAUAACCAAGGGCUGACCCCGCUGCACCUGGCCUGCCAGCUGGGGAAGCAAGAAAUGGUCCGCGUGCUGCUGCUGUGCAACGCUCGGUGCAACAUCAUGGGCCCCAACGGCUACCCCAUCCACUCGGCCAUGAAGUUCUCUCAGAAGGGGUGUGCGGAGAUGAUCAUCAGCAUGGACAGCAGCCAGAUCCACAGCAAAGACCCCCGUUACGGAGCCAGCCCCCUCCACUGGGCCAAGAACGCAGAGAUGGCCCGCAUGCUGCUGAAACGGGGCUGCAACGUGAACAGCACCAGCUCUGCGGGGAACACGGCCCUGCACGUGGCGGUGAUGCGCAACCGCUUCGACUGCGCCAUAGUGCUGCUGACCCACGGGGCCAACGCGGAUGCCCGCGGAGAGCACGGCAACACCCCGCUGCACCUGGCCAUGUCGAAAGACAACGUGGAGAUGGUCAAGGCCCUCAUUGUGUUUGGAGCAGAAGUGGACACCCUGAAUGACUUUGGGGAGACUCCUGCAUUCCUAGCCUCCAAGAUCAGCAGACUUGUCACGAGGAAGGCGAUCUUGACUCUGCUGAGAACCGUGGGGGCCGAAUACUGCUUCCCACCCAUCCACGGGGUCCCCGCAGAGCAGGGCUCUGCAGCGCCACGUCAUCCCUUCUCCCUGGAAAGGGCUCAGCCACCACCAAUCAGCCUAAACAACCUAGAACUGCAGGAUCUCAUGCACAUCUCGCGGGCCCGGAAGCCAGGGUUCAUCCUGGGCUCCAUGAGGGACGAGAAGCGGACCCAUGACCACCUGCUGUGCCUGGACGGAGGAGGAGUGAAAGGCCUCGUCAUCAUCCAGCUCCUCAUCGCCAUCGAGAAGGCCUCGGGUGUGGCCACCAAGGACCUGUUUGACUGGGUGGCAGGCACCAGCACUGGAGGCAUCCUGGCCCUGGCCAUUCUGCACAGUAAGUCCAUGGCCUACAUGCGCGGCGUGUACUUUCGCAUGAAGGAUGAGGUGUUCCGGGGCUCCAGGCCCUAUGAGUCAGGGCCCCUGGAGGAGUUCCUGAAGCGGGAGUUUGGGGAGCACACCAAGAUGACAGACGUCAAGAAACCCAAGGUGAUGCUGACAGGGACACUGUCUGACCGGCAGCCGGCUGAACUCCACCUCUUCCGGAACUACGAUGCUCCAGAAACUGUCCGGGAGCCUCGUUUCAACCAGAAUGUUAACCUCAGGCCUCCAGCUCAGCCCUCAGACCAGCUGGUGUGGCGGGCAGCCCGAAGCAGCGGGGCAGCUCCUACUUACUUCCGACCCAAUGGGCGCUUCCUGGACGGCGGGCUGCUGGCCAACAACCCCACGCUGGAUGCCAUGACCGAGAUCCAUGAGUACAAUCAGGACCUGAUCCGCAAGGGUCAGGCCAACAAGGUGAAGAAACUCUCCAUCGUUGUCUCCCUGGGGACAGGGAGGUCCCCACAGGUGCCUGUGACCUGUGUAGAUGUCUUCCGUCCCAGCAACCCCUGGGAACUGGCCAAGACUGUUUUUGGGGCCAAGGAACUGGGCAAGAUGGUGGUGGACUGUUGCACGGAUCCAGACGGGCGGGCUGUGGACCGGGCGCGGGCGUGGUGCGAGAUGGUUGGCAUCCAGUACUUCAGAUUGAACCCCCAGCUGGGGACGGACAUCAUGCUGGAUGAGGUCAGUGACACAGUGCUGGUCAACGCCCUCUGGGAGACUGAGGUCUACAUCUAUGAGCACCGCGAGGAGUUCCAGAAACUCAUCCAGCUGCUGCUCUCACCCUGAGGGUCCCCGGCCUCUCACCAGCCCCAGCUGACCUCGUCCAUUCAGCCCCUGCCAGGCCAGGCCCAGCCACUGCCCUCCCGGGCAGAUCUGGGCCCAGGCACCUCUGAGUCCGUAGACCAGGCCUGGGAGAGUGCCAAGCUGCCUGCCCGAGGCUGGUUCUGAAGGCCUCUCUCCCACUAACCCCGCCUUCCAGCACUUUCCGUCAUUCCAGGCUGGGAAAGUCUAGAGCCCCCUUUGGCCCCUUUCCCUGACUGUCAGGGACAACUGACUCCCCAUCAGCUCAAACAUUAAGGGUACCCGGGCACAACCGUACCCCUGCCCCCAGCCCCAGCCUCCCUGAGGGCCUGCGGGGCUGCCUCUGCCCCAGCCCCCAGCAAGGGCACUCCCAGGCUUCCUGGUGGGUGCAGCCCACUCCCUCUGCCCUCUGUUCCGUUCCCUGGGCCUGGGACUAGAGAAACGGGGUGUCCCCCACCCCAUCAGCUGGGAAAGCCCAGGCCGCAGGAGUGGGAUGCCUGUUCGACUUUGCCCCUCGCACUGGCCCAGCCCCUCACACUGCCCCACCCCGAGAACUCCCAGCUCUCAAAGGUCACUCCUGGGAGUUUCUUCUUCCCAGUAGAAGUGGCUUAAGAGCCAAAACUGUGAAAUAAACCAUUUGGAUUCAAGUUCA
Nomascus leucogenys (northern white-cheeked gibbon) is the source of this 3387-nucleotide messenger RNA. RefSeq names its product phospholipase A2 group VI (gene PLA2G6). The record is from RefSeq and is a predicted model, not a curated record. NCBI's taxonomy places the organism in Eukaryota, Metazoa, Chordata, Mammalia, Primates, Hylobatidae. Gene Ontology annotation, molecular function: protein binding. Gene Ontology annotation, biological process: positive regulation of ceramide biosynthetic process; cardiolipin acyl-chain remodeling. Gene Ontology annotation, cellular component: mitochondrion. Bases 300 to 2720 code for a protein of 806 amino acids. The transcript has 17 exons.